This is a messenger RNA of Cinara cedri, 1973 nucleotides long. Lineage: Eukaryota; Metazoa; Arthropoda; Insecta; Hemiptera; Aphididae. The record is from the annotation of a GenBank genome assembly.
AUGAGUGUUGUACCGCAGGAUUCAAAUGACGAAAACGAGAAUCACGUCGAGCCUUUAGACGCGGUCGACUUAAAAUGUUGCGGAGAAAUAUUGUUCGAACUGUUCACGCAGUUCAAAAACUCCGCGGCCGAGGACGACGGCAGUGAUUGUAGUUUGUCGUCGAACUCGUAUUGCAGUAUCGGCGAGCACCUUUUGAGACAAAGGUUCGACGGGCUGUACGAUCUAAUGUCUCACGAUCUGGUAGGGGUGGACGAAUGCUAUCGGACAUUACCAAAACAUCGGUUGUACGUGGAACUCGACGAUUUUACGAAAUACGUUCCGUUACACGAAAUGAAUAGGUACCCGUUUUUACAGGGCGAUUAAUUUAUCGAAUAAAACACUCGUUAUUUUCCAAUGUAUUAAUUUUUUCCAAGAAAAAAACGUAGAAAUGAGCAGCUCUAAAUGUUAUAUUACAAUUAUUUUUUAUCGUCUUUAUUUUCGUAAUGAAACGACGACCCGUCUACUUUUAAAUUACGGUAUUUCAAAUUAGGUACUACCAAACUGCGCUCGGAAUCAUAUUUUUAUCAAACAAUGGUUUAUCGUUCCUUACUGAUAUUAAUGAAUAACCAUAUGUAUCCUACCUUCCCAACUACUCACCUACAACAGUGGCCGCUUCCAUCCCCAGUAUCAGCUCUUUUUUAGAAAAUUUUGUUGAACAUAUUGAUAACAGUAAAUGGCACAGAAAGUAUUUCUGUGCCAUUUGAGUGUCAGCUGAUCUCGUUGAGUAUUUUAAACCUAAUAAUUAUAUUUACACAACAAAAAAAAAAUUCAUAUUUUAAUAUAUUGUUUUUUAUUUGAUUCCAAAGAAAUAUUGAAUGUAUAUUAGUUUUACAGAGAUGUAUAUUUAUUUUUGUUUUUUAUUCCGUGUACGAAGUUUCUACCGGAAAUCAUGCUCCUAAGUAUCAAGUAUAGCGCCUUUUCUGAAAGGGGAUUUUACUGGGUCGGUAUUUGAGGGAGAUAAUUUUUUUGAUUUUCCUAGGUGUUUUUCCAAUAAAUUUCCUUAAAAUAGAUACAAUAUUAAACAAAUAUUAUUAAAGACAAAUUUAUAAUGCAUAUGUAAUUAUUUUAUCAUAAUUUGACAUAUAUACUAUUGACGAAUCAACAUUUUUAACCGAACUCCGCUCAGAAUCGUCAGCAAUGGUUAAUCGUUGCGUACGGAUAUACAUUAAAUUUCCCAUCUACCUUCCCAAUUUCUCGCCUACAUCAGUAGCCCACCCACGUGCGAAAUAUGUCCAUUUGUUUUUAUAAUAUUACUGUUGAGUGAGUGGGUGACCUUUGAACAUACCAAUAGAUACUAAAGAAAGCAGAUUGAUAAUAUGUUUUUCUUUAUCAUAAAUUUAUAAACCAAACCAUACCGCAUUUUGGUUCCCCCCCCCCAUUUCUCAUGAACACCGGCCACGGAGUGAAGUCUAUCCGGCUAUUUUGAUGCGAAAUAUAUUAUUCGUUGAACCAAACAUUCAGUAAACACGCGAAAUAACAAAUUAUUGUCGUUGUAAUUAUAUAGGAGUACAAAUACGAAAUUCUAAGUGUUGUGAAUGUCGUCUUCUAUACGUUUAAUAAAUGUGUACGUUGUUACGUUUAUUUAUUUAUUUCUGACAUUUCUACGGUUAAAAUAUAUGUACGUUAAUAAUGUUCGCAGUGUACAUUUUGUAGAUACGUCGGUUUUAUAUGUAUAUCAAUACACCACACUCAUAAAUAAUUGCAGGUAUGUUUUCGGCGACGAAACUUAUCGUCCGAAGGAUUUCAGUAAACCGAAAGAUAAACGCGCUCUGGAAGUGGUCCGAACAUGGCGCAAAAAGUUUGAGAAUAAGAUUACGAGAGUCGGCGUGCCGGACAGUUUGAUCGAAACUUAUAAAACGGCAGCCGAUAACGGAGAACUGUCCGUGCGCGAUCUCGCCAUGGUCGCAUUUGCCGCUUUCAAUUUUUUAACGUGA